Rosa chinensis is the source of this 3273-nucleotide messenger RNA. RefSeq lists its product as uncharacterized. The record is from RefSeq and is a predicted model, not a curated record. Bases 1 to 3273 code for a protein of 1090 amino acids. Gene Ontology annotation, molecular function: nucleic acid binding; RNA-DNA hybrid ribonuclease activity. The transcript is spliced from 7 exons. NCBI's taxonomy places the organism in Eukaryota, Viridiplantae, Streptophyta, Magnoliopsida, Rosales, Rosaceae.
AUGGUCAGAGGUGCUGGAAGUGAGAAGUUUAGGUCUGAUAUUAUUGAUCUUGUUAAACUACAUACUAUUGACAUUUUAGCUCUUUGUGAGCCUCGUGUUCAGUUUUCUAAAGCUAAGGAUACUUUGUUAUCUCUUGGCUUUACUGAUUAUAAAAUUGUUGAAGCUAAUGCUAAAAUCUCUCAACCAAAUGGUACUGCUUGGACGCUUACUGCUCUUUAUGCUAGCCCUACCAAUUCAGUAAGAAGUAAUCUGUGGAAGUAUUUGGAACGUCUAGCCUUCACUCAUCAUCUUCCUUGGAUUUUCAUGGGAGACUUUAAUGAGCUCUAUUCUUGUGUUGACAAGAACUUUGGUACUAUAUCUGGUAGAAUUGGAGGUCUGAAGCAUUGGGUUGAUAGCAACUUUCUUAUUGAUAUGGGGGCUCUUGCUACACUUGGUCAAACAACAGAAUUAAAGAGAGAUUGGAUAGAGCUUUCUGUACUUGCGAUUGGAGAACUCAUUUUCCUGAGGCUUUCAUCAGACAUCUUCCUAAAAUUAAAUCAGAUCACUGUCCAAUCCUGCUACAAUUACAUUCUAAUAAUUAUUGGAGACUUUGUUAAAAAAACCACCGACCUCUCCCAUGAUUUGCAGCAGUGGAACAUCAAUAUAUUCGGCAACAUUUUUAAAAGGAAAAAUCAUCUUCUUGCCCGCAUUGGUGGCAUUCAGAAAGCUACUGACAGAUACCUAAUUCCAUGGCUUUUCCCUCACAUUGAUGAUGUUGAUAUGAGUAAUUUGUGCCUUCCUGUUGACAUGAAUGAAGUUAAGAAAGCCAUGUUCUCUAUUGGUGGCCUGAAAGCUCCGGGCUAUGAUGGAUUUCUAGCAUUAUUUUAUCAAAAAUUUUGGAGUGUUUAUUCAGCUGAUGUUUUUUCUACUGUGCAAAAUGCCUUCAAUUCUAGCAUUAUCCCUGCUGGCUUGAAUCAUACUAUUAUUUCCUUAAUUCCUAAAGUUACUGGUCCUCAAAAUAUGGUUCAGUUCAGGCCUAUCAGUCUAUGCACAACAAUUUACAAGGUUAUUUCUAAGAUCAUUGUUGCAAGAAUAAGACCUUUGAUGCAGAAGCUUAUCAGUCCCAAUCAAGUAGAUCUUUCUAAAGCCUAUGAUAGACUUAGCUGGAAAUUUAUUGAAUCUGUUUUAUAUGAAACUCUUCUUCCUGAACCUUUAAGCAAGUUGAUUAUGAGCUGCAUUUCAUCCACUAGUUUUCAGAUAUGCUUCAAUGGUGAGCUCACUGACUCUUUUCAUGCUCAGAGAGGUAUCAGACAAGGUGAUCCUCUAUCACCAUACAUUUUUGUUUUGUGUAUGGAAAAGCUAUCCCACUUAAUUCAGUCGACUGUUAAUGUUGGGGUUUGGAAAGCUGUGAGAGCUUCACAAUCUGGACCUCAAAUUUCCCAUUUAUUCUUUGCGGAUGAUCUCAUGCUUUUCUCUGAAGCUACUGUUGAACGGGCCUGCAUACUCAAGAAAUGCCUUGAUAUUUUCUGCUCGUUAUCUGGUCAAGCAGUGAGUUAUGAAAAAUCUCUUAUUUUUUGUUCUCCUAAUACUAAUAAGGACAUUGCUACUGACAUCAGUUCCAUUUGUGGGUCUCCUCUCACUUCUGAUUUGGGAAAAUAUCUAGGUAUGCCACUCAUUCACUCAAGAGUCAAUAAAUUUACGUAUGUCAGUAUUCUUGAUAAGGUUCAAAGUAGACUUUCGGCUUGGAAAUGCAAAAAUUUGAGCUUAGUUGGUCGAUUAACUCUAAUUCAGUCUGUGACUGUUGCCAUUCCUAAUUAUGCCAUGCAAACUGCUAGAUUUCCUAUGUCAAUCUGUGAUGAUUUGGACAAAAUAAAUAGAAACUUCCUUUGGGAUGAUUUAGAGAGCAAGAAAAAGGUGAACUGGGAUAUUGUUUGCUUGCCUAAAUCUCUUGGAGGUCUUGGAGUAAAAAAAGCUACUGAUAUGAAUCAGGCAAUGCUAGCCAAGGCUGGAUGGAGGAUCUUUCAAAAUGACCCUGGUUUGUGGGCCUCAAUUUAUAGAGAAAAGUACUUUAAAAAUGAUGAUCUCUUUGACAAGGAUUACCACUAUCCAAAGGAUUGUUCGAGUACAUGGAAAAGUGACUCCCAUGGAGCCGAUUUAGUGAAACGAGGACUUAUUUGGAGAGUUGGAGAUGACAAGAAAAUUAAAUUCUGGAUUGAUAUUUGGCUGCCUCCUCUACCACUCAUACACUAUGCUCUUCCUGGUGCCUUUAUUGAUAGCAAUAUUACUCUAUGCUCUUUUUGGGAUGCUAAUGGUUGGAACAUUGACCUGCUAUUCUCGCUUCUUCCUUCUGGUAUUGUUAAUCAAAUUGUUCACAUUCCUCCUGGGUUUGAUGGUUGUGGAGAUGACAUUCAAAUUUGGGGUUGCACUUCGAAUGGUUCUUUCUCUGUAAAGUCUGCCUAUGGUAUCUUUUUUAAUGAUUAUACUGAGAAUAACUCUCCUUGGAAAUUCAUCUGGAGUCUGCCGAUUCCCCCGAAGCUGAAGACUUUUUUAUGGGUGCUCUGUCAUGGGAAGCUCCCGACUAAUGUGCAGAGAGCUAGAAGACAUCUUACUCAUGAUGACUCUUGUCCUAUUUGUCACAUAGCCAGUGAGUCAUUAUCUCAUCUUUUUAAAGAUUGUCCUGCUGUUUAUUGUAUAUGGAACUCCUUCUCUUUGCCUGAAUCUGUUUGGAACACCUUUAACAUGGAUUGGGAGGGUUGGUUAAACGCUCAUCUCCACUGCACUACUAAAAUAAGCGCUGGAGUUCAGUGGUGCUCAGUCUUUGUCUUUAUUUGCUGGUAUAUCUGGAAGUGGAGAAACAAAAAUAGUUUGUCUGGCAAAAUUGGUGCUGGUGGUGUUAUCAGAUCUUCCUCUGCAGAUUGGAUCAAAGGGUUUCAAGUAAACCUAGGCAUUUGUGAGGUUUUGGAUGCAGAAACAUGGGGUUUGUAUUAUGGCCUUAGGCAAGCUCUUGCUUGUCAUAUUACUAAGAUCGAGGUUGAGUCGGAUUCUGCAAUUUUGGUGAAACUUAUUCUUGAUAGUGAUGUUUCUAUCCAGCCUCUUGGCUCUCUGAUUGAUUGCUGCAAUGCUUUGAUCAAGAAGUUUCAAUCUUUCUCCCUAAAGCACAUCUAUCGUGAAUGCAAUAUGGUGGCAGAUUGCCUUGCUAAGAACAGGGCCGGCCCUGUGAGUUCGGAGGCUCAAGGCGAAAAAAAAUUUGAGGCCCCAAAACCAACAUAUACAUACAGCAAGAAAACUGGGUAA